Messenger RNA from Colletotrichum costaricense, 408 nucleotides. RefSeq lists its product as uncharacterized. Bases 1 to 408 code for a protein of 135 amino acids. Lineage: Eukaryota; Fungi; Ascomycota; Sordariomycetes; Glomerellales; Glomerellaceae. The transcript has a single exon. The record is from RefSeq and is a predicted model, not a curated record.
AUGUUGCAAGUCGGGAAGCUCCAAGUAGCUGUUUCUAGAAAAAAGCAUCGUCAUUUCCGUCCAACUCAAUUCGCCGCACGAAACAGCAAUCCUAGUUGUUUGCUCUGCCCAUCGCGAGGUCGAGAUCCUCUGUGCGUCGGUGCAUUCUUCGGAUUCUACUGUUAUAUCCUUCAGCUUCACAUCACGGCGUGGUGUUUACAUAGAUACCUGCCGAAACACGAUGGCAUUGUCACGUUGUUGUUGUUGUUACGUAUCGCCUCUCGCAAUGGGUUCCGUCAAGCUUUUGCCCAUAUGUUGAGGAGAAAGGCACCCUGGUCGACUUGUGUCAUAUGUUCUCGGUCACGAGGCUGUAUCCGUCACUCAGAACCACCCAUGUUCAAUGGCGAGCUGAAGCUUGAAUGGAGGUGA